Molecule: messenger RNA, 2652 nt
Organism: Sander lucioperca (pikeperch)
Lineage: Eukaryota; Metazoa; Chordata; Actinopteri; Perciformes; Percidae
Product: low density lipoprotein receptor adapter protein 1
Exons: 3
Coding region: 307-1140 (277 amino acids)
Source: RefSeq, a predicted model, not a curated record
CUCUGAUUCACUCAACUCAUUCACGUCGAGCAGGGAGGGAACGGAGGGCAUGAUUCAGUCUGUACAUAAUCUGUCUCCGUCUGCAUACGUCUCGUUUAUUUGCGCACGAGGAACACUGAGUUUACGGAAAACCAGUUACCGACAGUGCGCUUAAUCGAUAUAUACACACACACAACUAUUAAUUGACAGUCAAACGGGUUUUGUGUGAACGUGCAGGACAGGAGACUUCCACCUGCCCAGUGUGUUUAAAAAAAAAACAUCACGGAACUCUGCGGUUCACCUGAGGCGCACGAGGACAUCGUUUGCAUGAAACUGUGGCCAGAUAAAAGCAGUGGAUGCAACUGUGCUCCAUUUAUAGAAGAAAAGUGGAAGAGUGGGAGAGGCUCUGAAGAGGACCAGCUGACCACCGGCAGAUACGCCUCAGCUAAAAUUUCUUCCAAACCCGGCCUGAAACGUACCAUGUCUCUCAGCACAUUUCACCUCAUGCAGACUCUUAAGAACUCUCCGGCUGCGCUACGUCGCCGCUUUCGCCGCGACCGCACAGAAUCAUUAUCCCACGGCGACCCUCUUUUUAAGGUCCACUACCUGGGCACAGAGAAAAUCUUCUCUCUGGAUCGAGAGCAGGCCCAGGACGCUAUUAGCCGCUUGCUGGAAGGUAUUGCAAAUGGGAAAAAGCUGAGCAAAGAUCACGCCCUGGUGGUGCGCCCAAGGUACGUCGAGGUCAAGGAACUGAGUACAGGUCGGCAGCUAACUAAGACGUACCUGCAGGACAUUGCGUACUGUGCCGCGGAUGCCAACCGGCCCAAUGUCUUUUUGUACAUCUGCAAACAUCAGGGGCAACAGCUGCAGUGUCGAGUGUUCUGGUGCAGCCGUGCAGAGCGGGCACUAGACAUGACGACUUGUCUGGCACAUUCUUUCCAGCGGGCACUAAGUGACUUGCAGGACGGCUCGGCCACGCUGCAGCCAGGAGAGGUGAAGGGGAAACGUGGAGAGGAGUCGCCCAAAUCUGCCGCCAUCUCAAAGAGCUCUACGCUGCCAUCCAGUCUGGGAAAAGUUCGCUGGAAGAAGAGGGGCUCUGUGUCCCACAGCCCUCUCAGAGCCAUCACGAGAAGAGGAUCUGCCUCUGACAGCUGGAACUGAACCCCCGAUUUUACCCUUUAAACAUGGGACCACAUUAACCUGAUGACAGCACUGAUCGGAGGGAGGGAUGAAAACGGGAAGUGGGGAAGUCCAUAUUUGGAUGUAUGAGGACUUAUGAGAUGAUGUUGCCAUAAUCAGUGAGCGUUUUGACUUGUAGGUUUUUGACGCAGCAAAGUUGUCUGUUGACUUUUGCAAUUGUGGCGUCUAAUGUAGCACAAAAUGCUGUUGACGGCUGCCUUUGUUCACCUGCCAACAGCUAUGGUAGGACUCGUGACUGGCUGCAAGCCAUUUGUGGACCAGACUGGAUCAUUUUCGGGGGGAGGGGGUGGCUUGUUUGUUUCUAAGUAGUCUACUUGAUACUUAAGCCACCGAAGAGUUUGGUCUGUUGGAAAGGGACAAUUAAACCAACAAUGAUAGCAGCUGUUGGCCAAAUGAUCCACGCAUGAAAGUCAAAAACUGGAAAAAGACGACAAGCUUUUUUUUUAAGCCUUCAUUUUUUUUUUUUUAAUUGAAUGGACAAAACCACCCUUUUAAUCUAUGUUGUGAGAGUUUUGGCCAAGAUUACAUAGAUGUUAAGAUAGAGGGGAAAAUGCAGUGUUAUACAAAGUAAAAAUGAUUAGUCUGUAAGGAACAUAAAUGCAGUUAGUAAUUUCUGAGCACUUUGUCAAAUUUGACAUCUGAACACAUCAGUUUAAUUCCAAAUGUCUUACAUUUUAAGAGGUCAGUAGCAGCAGCACCUGGAUUGUAAAUGUAAAAAACAGACCCUAGCAGAACUCCCCUCAUCCUGCAAAAACAAAAAACAGAUCCUGUCUGUCCACUGCGAUUAAUUAUUUGCAUUUAUGUGGGAUAAACAGACUCAGUCAUGACUUGCGGGUUUGUUUGUGUCCGAACACUGGGAACGCUGUGUUCCCAUGUGAAGCCUUUGUGUGGAAUGCGCAGCCAUGCACCUGCAUUCCAAUAGGAGGGGGGGGGGGGGGGGGGGGGGGGGGUUGUGAAAUGCCCAACCAUGACUUUGCAUUUGGAGGAGCCUCAUCAGUAGAUGCUACAAUGUGCUUGUAAUGCUAAGCCCUCGACUUGUUCACAUUACCAAAGCCAUGAAAAGGUGCCUUAACUACCUAAGUUAAAGUGACGAUUAUAGGCAUUGAUAUGUGCAGUAUUGCAUAACGUGCUCUCAUGAUGGUGAUUUCUGUCUUAUGGUUUACAAAUGAGAGACUUGAGGAUUAGUGGUACACCCUGAGGCUACCUUCAUUUUCAUUUUGUGUUUUCUGACCAAAACUAAGCUAGCAAUGUUGCCCUUUUUUUUUUUUUUUUUUUUUUAAAACAGUAAAGACGUUUUUGACUGAUGUGCCACAAGGUUUUUAUCAGAUAAUUUUAACAUUUUGUACUCGUGAUGUAUUGUAAUUACAAACGGCGCAGCCCCGAUCUCAGAAAAGGGGUUUAAAGUGCCUGCUUUAUUUUAUUGUAAAUAUUUAAUUAUGUAUUUUAUGAAAUAUUAAAACCUUUUAUACAACA